GGCUGCGCCCAUGUUAUUGCAAAAAUAGGAGACUUCCAAAAAGUAACAUUCAGUUACAAUACACUGAUAUUAUUUAACUGUAAAGGACUGCACUGUUAUCCGACGAACAUAAUGGGUGGUGCACGGUUAUGCACAAUGUGUAUUCUCCCUAUAAAUAAGAAAAGUUACCGUAAUAUUCGUAAAAAGAAAGAUUCUGAGCUCUCCACUGUUAUGUCAACAAUAGGGGUUGGAGAGUCAGAUAUUGACAUUGUAUGUGUUCGUUGUUUCUGGCUUGUAGAAAAAUUGAAAAAUUUUGAUAAAGAAAUAGUACAAAAAAUCAGCAAAUGUAUAAUCCAAAAAGAUUCGUUGGUACGGUCAUUGCGAGAUCUGCCGGGAGUUAAGUCAGCUUUACGCCAUUAUGCAUUGAAAUCGGCUGUUGAACCUUGCGCAGUUCCGAUUGAAGAGCCAAGUUCACCUAAGCAGAUACAAAAUGUGAAAACGGAUAUUGCAAAUCAGGCAUGUGUUCAAUCAAGUGAUGACAAUGCAGAGAGCAUUCAGGGAACCUACUCUCUCACUGUGCAUGUGACCUUGGAACAGGAGAUGGCAAUACAAGAAAUGUUCAAAUACCGAGGCUGGACAUUCAUUACAUGUAAUGAUGUCCACAAUACAGUAGUCGUGAAAUCGGAAGCUGAGACAGAAAAUUAUGCUGGAACAUCAUCAAGUGCAAGUCUGCCUGUUGCAGACAAAUCUCUUGUCUUUCCAAAAAUGGCACAAGAAAAUUCAUCAAGCAACACAGCGGACAGAAUGAACAGUGGUUGUGAAGGUUUUGAUAACACAGUGGUCGUGAAAUCCGAAGGUGAGACAGAAAAUUACGCUGGAACAUCAUCAAGUGCAAGUCUGCGUGCUGCGAACAGUUCACUUGACACUCCAGAAAUAGCGCUAGAAAAGACAUCAAGCAAUACAUCGGACAGAAUGAACAGUGGUUGUGGAGGUUUUGCCAACAUGGUGGUUGUGAAAACAGAAAUCAAGACAGAAAUUGACUCGUGGCCAUCAAGUCCAAAUCAAGAUCAGGCAAAUAUAACGACGGAAAACUCCGCAGAUGUAUCAAAUAUAGACAUGAAAAAUAUCACUGGUAUAACAAAUAUAGAAGAUAAGGAUAUCAUUCCAUUUUCGUUCACUGUCAGUCCAGAGGCCAUUCAGAACAAUGAUGUAAAGUCAGACAGGAUGACUCCAGAUACAUGCUUGGACUCAGCAGCCAAUUGUAUGUUAUUAAUGGCACAGCAAAAGAAAAAUAUGGCGUUGCAACAGGCCAAGACAGUUUCACAAGCCCAGACAUUGUAUCAAGCCCAGACAUUUUUGGAAGCCCAGACUUUCUCGAAAGCCCAGACAUUUUCGGAAGCCCUAACUUUCUCGAAAGAAAAUCUGUGUCAAAUUUCGAAUCAAAAUGGUGAACAAUUCAAGACUGAAGAAACUUCUAGUUUCACGGAGUCUGAAAAAGGUUUUCCUACAAAAGACUCAAUUUCUUUGAAAACAAAUAAACGAAGGGAACAUGAAGGCGGUGUAUCGGUUGUUCAAGAAAAACGUCCCAAAAAUAGCAACUGAUUUAUUUAAGUGUUAUAGUUAAUUUUGUUAUUGUGUUGUAAUUGCAAUAAAAGUUUGUGCAAUAUUACGACGAUUAUGAAAUUCCCAUAUAAAUCGACAUAAGAGAAAUAAAGUUUUAAACCAA
Mya arenaria is the source of this 1705-nucleotide messenger RNA. RefSeq lists its product as uncharacterized. The coding region runs from base 112 to 1581 and encodes 489 amino acids. The record is from RefSeq and is a predicted model, not a curated record. The transcript has 6 exons. Lineage: Eukaryota; Metazoa; Mollusca; Bivalvia; Myida; Myidae.